Messenger RNA from Uranotaenia lowii, 1330 nucleotides. Its product is annotated as phenoloxidase-activating factor 2-like. NCBI's taxonomy places the organism in Eukaryota, Metazoa, Arthropoda, Insecta, Diptera, Culicidae. Bases 16 to 1287 code for a protein of 423 amino acids. Gene Ontology annotation, molecular function: serine-type endopeptidase activity. The transcript has 5 exons. Gene Ontology annotation, biological process: proteolysis. The record is from RefSeq and is a predicted model, not a curated record.
GAAAGGGAAGGAAAAAUGGGCAUCUUCGACGAUACAAUCGGGCUUAUCAGAUACAUUUUUCCUACAGGAAAUAUUUUUGUCAAAUUUUGCAGGUACCUUUGCUCAUGCCUUGCAGUAUCAACAGAACCUACUAUGAGUGUGAUGGCACAACUAAAAAGUUCAGCUCGACUUAUUUUACUGAUAGCCUGUUCGUUUGGCUUGACCUGGUCAGUGCGUGGAGAAUGUGCAGGAGAAUGUGUCCCUCUGUCACAGUGCAAAAACAAUGAUUUCGGUGGAUUUUUCGAUCUUAGAGUUGGACUUAGCGGCGAAGAGCCAUCGGAUUGUGAUCACUACCUACAAGUGUGCUGCGACAAAGAAGAAAUCGAUAAGGGUACUGAAGUUGUAGAGGUCAUAAAUGACGGAGAAAAUUCAGGCGGCGACAAAAGCAAUACGAUAAGAGCCGAUUUUGACGAAUGUGGGAAGCGUAAUACAGAAGGAAUUGGAUUUGGUAUCGUCGGAUCGCAAAAUUUGGAGUCGGAAUACGCAGAAUUCCCAUGGGUGGUGGCCAUAUCUGUCGAAACCUUCGAUUUGUCUGGCGAAACUGAAAGGAAAUAUGUUUGUGGAGGAUCCCUAGUGAAGCCGAACGUUGUGCUCACGGCGGCGCAUUGUAUUGUCAACCGCACAGCUGAAACAAUCUACGUCAGAGCCGGUGAAUGGGAUUCUCAAACAACCAAUGAGCUGUUUCCCCAUCAGGACCGCGGAGUAUCUAAUGUGGUCAUACAUGAGCACUACAAUCAAGCCUUCCAGUUCAACAAUAUUGCGCUGCUGUUCCUGGAAUCGUCAUUCCAAGCUGCUGAAAAUAUUCAAACGAUUUGUUUGCCACCCCAAGGUACCGUUUUUUCAGACGAAAAUUGUGUUGCAACCGGAUGGGGAAAGGAGAACUUCAACUCCAACAACUAUCAGGCCAUAUUGAAAAAGAUAGAAUUGCCAAUCGUGGCACACGGAACCUGCCAGAAGGCUCUUAGGACGACGAGGCUUGGAAGUCGAUUUUCCUUGCACAAUUCUUUCCUAUGUGCGGGUGGUAAGGCUGGUCUUGACACCUGCACUGGUGACGGAGGAUCUCCUCUGGUUUGCCCUAUUCCUGAUCAACCGAAUCGAUACUAUCAGGCGGGAAUCGUUGCUUGGGGAGUCGGAUGCGGUAUGGAAGAUAUUCCAGGAGUUUACACCCGUAGCAGUUUGUACACUGAUUGGAUUAACGAUAAAAUUGAAACUCAAGUAACUGCUGAAGAGUUGGGAUUGUACAAGUAAAGUAAUUCAAACAUUAAUAAACUCUCGGUUCUUGGCUUAUUAA